Molecule: messenger RNA, 2670 nt
Organism: Sclerotinia sclerotiorum 1980 UF-70
Lineage: Eukaryota; Fungi; Ascomycota; Leotiomycetes; Helotiales; Sclerotiniaceae
Exons: 2
Coding region: 1-2670 (889 amino acids)
Biological process (GO): regulation of transcription by RNA polymerase II; DNA-templated transcription
Cellular component (GO): chromatin
Molecular function (GO): RNA polymerase II cis-regulatory region sequence-specific DNA binding; zinc ion binding; DNA-binding transcription factor activity, RNA polymerase II-specific
Source: RefSeq, a predicted model, not a curated record
AUGCUUCAGCAAGUGCUUGCAGAAGAACCUCCUACCCAUGUAGUGGGUUCUCAGGGUCGAAGAGGAAUAUUGCCCAGUGCACCGGGUCGCCCCCAGGUCACUGCCACUGGUCCUGGAUCCACAAAAAAUGCCAUGAUCCCCGCAAAGGAUGCUGAUGGAAAAUUCCCAUGUCCUCAUUGUACUAAAACAUACCUUCAUGCCAAGCAUCUCAAGCGUCAUUUAUUGAGACAUACUGGAGAUCGCCCGUACAUGUGCGUACUUUGUCGUGACACCUUUUCCCGCAGUGAUAUCUUGAAGCGUCAUUUUCAGAAAUGUUCAAUUCGUCGUGGAAACCCUACAGGAGCAAGUCACUUGUCCCAUGCGCAAGCGCAUUUGAAGAAGUCACAUCCGGGACCAAAAGCACAUCAGCCAAUGGGCCCAGAGUCUGAUCUUAUGGGUAUGAAUGGUAUGAAUGGUAUGCCAAACGAUGGCUCAAUGCACCCAUUUGGUGUGGUUCCCGAUGGAAGUAUUGCCGAUGCUGGUUCUAACCUAACAGAUGAUCAAGCUUCGAAAGCUUCGAACGAUCUUCAGCGACUCGGCAACCCCGAUAACCGAGACCGAAGGAUUAAUGGACCUGCGGCGGGCGGUUCGAGUCGAUCGAGUUUUGAUCAAGGCUAUGGAGGAGGAAUGCCGAGUACUAUGUCUUCCGCUAUGAACCCUGCCAUGGCAUUCAGUAUGCCAAAUGGUCAGAAUGGUCAUUCUUACAGUCAGAGCUACGAUUUUGCUUCUCAAGGCAACACUGCUAACUUGCAUGCGCAGUCGAUGGAGGGAAUGUCAACUGUUUCUAACGGAAGACCUCCGAUGCCUGUCUAUGCAGGAGCGAACGCCAGCCAACAUCCGAUACUCGACUGGCCUCACAUGCAACCGAACGGUCAAAACAACUUCAUGACUCCCUACAACAACUCGAACCUCACGAACCAACAAAUGCAGAUUAAACAAGAACCUUACAACUCGAAUCUCGCGAACACACAAAUACAAAUAAAACAAGAACCUUCUAACCACGGUUUAUUCAAUGGUGUUGUCUACCCAGGUGCUCCCGAUAUCCCAAGUUCUGAUUUCUCCAAUUGGAACAUCCCAGCUCCAAACGACCCACUCCAGCAAAUUUCAAGCCAAUUGCUAAACUUUUGCCUUAACGCACAUUCACAACUCAAUGCUCGCAGUCAAGAAAUCAGAAAAUUUCUUUCCGCAGAUAACAUUAAGCACUUCCUUGAACAGUUCAGCAAUUUCCAAGGGCAUUUCCCCAUCAUCCACAUGCCUACGUUCCGUAUCACGGAUUCCUAUGAAGGUCUUCUACUAGGUAUGAUCUGCAUUGGCGCGGUUUACUCUGAUCGCAUGAACCCAGCUCAGGUCCGCGAGAUGAUGGAAGUUAUGAAGAUGGUAAUAGAAUCCAAUUCUCAAGUCUAUUCGAUCAUUUCCCGAGGACCAAGUGGUGACUAUCCCAACGAUUCAAUUGGCUCUUCCAAGUUUGAAAUUGAGCAAAUCGCAGCUAUAUUUAUGAUGCAAGUUCUUUUCACAUGGCAUGGUACACCACUUCAGCGCGAGAAAGCCAGACGUGACUUCCCCAUGGUUGUUUCUCUAGCCAGAAGGGCUGGUCUCACACAACCAAUGACCACGAGCCCUUUCAGCGUUCUGCACCAAGCCCAUGUAAAUGUUGAUGCUUUUGUUGCCGCAAACUUUGAUUGGAAUGCUUGGGUUGAGCAGGAAAAAAGAUCUAGGCUACUUUAUAUGAUCUUCUUACUGGAUUCUGCUUUGGUUAUAUUCUUCAACAUUGCGCCUUCUUUUGAUGCACUUGAGAUUAGACUUCCUCUUCCUGCUGAUGACGCUGCGUGGGAGGCUCGCUCUUCUGCGGAGUGCGCGGAUGCUCUCGGUCUUAAUGGUGCCGCGGUAUCAGCCCAAAAGAACCCUGAAGGCAACCGACGACGCAAGCAGCCCGAGAUGCACACCGUCCUGAAGACUCUGAUGCAUCAUACUUAUGACAUGCAACCCGGAACCACGAACUUGUUCUCCAAAUUCGUUCUGGUUCAUGCUCUUCAUGUGCAAUUGUGGACUGCUCAGAAACAGGUGUCACAAGAAUCUGGGCAAAUCGCUGCAUCCUUGAACAGUGGAACAAAUACACCACUAAGUCAAAAUGACUGGGUGAUCAGGAGCGGGGAUCAAAACGGCAGUGGGGCACCAAGCGCAAAUAACAGUGGGCGGGCAACUCCUGUCGAUGGCCAAUCUCUACUUUCUCAUCAGCUUCUCAAAUCUGUCACGACAGCCUUCGAAAAGUGGAAGAAAGCGUGGGAUGAGGAUAUCAGCGUUCAAUACCCCCCAGGAGCUUCUUAUUCCCGCCGCUUUGGGUUCUGUCGCGAUGGUGCACAUUUUUACUGGCUUCAGAAGUGUAUGCUAUCUCAAAAGCUUGACUGGCAAAUGCCUUCGGAUCAAAGGUUCACACAUGUGAUUCAAUUGCUCAAAUUUUCUAAGCGAUGGGCCUCCACCGAUACAUCAAAGCGAGGAGAGGAGCCUGGAUCGGUCAGUGACAUUGACAAAGACUUCGGCGUAUCGAACUUGACACUAGACAUGGCCCAAUUGUUUAGACCAGUAAACGCAAAGAUUGAUUCCCCUGUCCAGGGCGUACAUACCAACAUUUAG